CACUCUGCGACACACAACAACAAUGGAGCUACUCACAAGCUUGACCAACUGGUUAACUCCGACGACUCUCUUCCUCCUCCUCAACUUCACGAUCGGCACUAUCUUCAUCACCAACCGGUUCAGUUCCGGUUCAAGAAAACACAACCCGAAUCAAGAUGGUUUCGGGUCGGGUCAUGACCAAAAUCAUGCACGGUUUGGCAGACCUCCUUCGCUCAUAGACAGAGUCAAGUCCAUCAACUUCCAUCUCUACAAUUCUCCUUCACCAGAAUCCGAGAUCCACUUCUCCGGGUCGGAUCCUAACCAGAAUCCACCUCCUUCUCUAUUGCAACGGGUCAAAUCCAUCAACGUGCCUUACUUCAAGUUCCCACAGCAUAAUUCUGAAGGAGAUUACGCUGCUUACGAGCUCAUGACCCGACCCGAAGAGACUAACCGGGUCGACCCGAUCGACAAGAUCCCGGAAGAUGACGUCAUGACCGAACCUAGAUUCGGAGCUCCAUCACUCUUGCAGCGGGUAAAAUCCAUAAAGCUUCCUUCUUUAUACAGAUCCGACCCAGAUCCAACCCCAGAAGAGCAAACACCGGCGAGGACGAAGUCGGAGUCGAGUAAACCGGCGACGAAGAAGAAGAAGAAAGCUACAAAGAAGAUGAUGAAAUCUGCUAGCGAGAGACACAUCGGCCGGGAAGAGGAGACAGUUGAGGCCGUGGAGAAGAGAAGGCCGGAGACGAUGAGAGUUGAAAGAACGACGUCGAUCGGAGACGGAGGAGAAGAAGGUGUCGACGAUAAAGCUUCAAAUUUCAUCAACAAGUUUAAGCAGCAACUUAAGCUACAGAGGCUAGAUUCGUUUCUAAGGUACAGAGAGAUGCUCAAGAACGAGUAAGUGGAGAUUACGGUUUUACCCUUAUUCGGAAUCGUCUUUCCCCGGCUUUCCAGUUUGGAGUUUCGUGGUAAAUAGGCCCUGAAUCUGAAGGGCUUUUAGGUCAUUUUGGAUCGUAUUUUCUAGUUUGUGUCUAGAUUUGGUGAUGACUGGAUGACAAAACUAGUUUGUGUCGUGUGCGUAAUUGCUGGAUCUGGACGUCUGAGUUCCAUUGCACUUUUUUGUUUUUACUCGAUGGUAAAAGUAGUUUUAUGCUGUUUUUAUGUGGAAAAAAUAUCCUAAUAAUAGUAGGUUCUUAAA
This is a messenger RNA of Arabidopsis arenosa, 1174 nucleotides long. NCBI's taxonomy places the organism in Eukaryota, Viridiplantae, Streptophyta, Magnoliopsida, Brassicales, Brassicaceae. The record is from the annotation of a GenBank genome assembly.